GAUUUUAAACACUUGACAACACAUUGAAGCCUCUAGGAUCAAAGCAAUUGCCACAACAGUGGAAUGCCUUCAUAAGGCACACAUUUUUAAACAAUGUGGCAGUUUACUUUACAUUGCCCCAAACUCGUUUGAACAAACAUACUGCCACACAUAUCUUGACAGAGUGUACAAUUAGCCGAGGUUUUCCCCAAGGAGUGGUUACAAACAAUGACCUGCUAUUGGUGAAGCUUGUAUCACCAGGAAGACACUCGUGUCAAUUCUCUUGAUGUACUUAAGUAAAAAAGGCCUUCAAAGGUACGGGGAGGAAGUGAUCUGUGUACAUUAAUUCCUGCAGAGUGCGGUAGAUGAAGCACCCUACUAAUUGAUGCCAGCAAGUACCUGCAGCUGAUGGUUUACCUGUAGUUGAUGGCUCACCUAUGCUUGGGUCAGGAUGUGGGGAAGCACACCUGAGAUGUACACUUCACUUCCUGGUCCAGGAUGUACUCUGUUCCCGAGGAUUGGGAGUGUACAGGAAACCAUAGAAAUCCCUGUGAUUUGUUUCUUGUCCAUCAAAAAAGGAGAAUUGGUGUUCUUAUCCAAGCCGCCUAAAGAGUGACGUUCAUUAAUGCAUUGUAUUACAAGACAGGUAUCUUGGAGGAAAUAAAACGAUGGCCUCAUUUUUCCGAUCACCUGACGGAUGCAGCAUUCAUCGUGAGGAGAAAUACAUUGCGGUUUGUAACAGCUGUGAGAAGAGCGUGUGCAUGCUGUGUAUGAUCCUACACCAGGGACACAGUUUCACAGACAACGGCCAGGCCUUGGGGGUGUACAAAGGCAAGCUCCUGGUCAGCCUGAGUGUGGCAGAGCAGAGCCUGACCGCCAUACAGCAGGAGCUGCAACAACUCUCACAGCAGGAGCAAAUCUGUUACCUAAAGGCUGACGGCCUGCUGAUCACCAUACAGAACAGAGGCAGAGAGCUGAGAGAAGAACUGGACCGACUGAUUCAUGAAAUGACAAAGACCAUCAAGGACUCUAAGAAAGCCAACAUGGACAAGAUUCACACCGCCCACCACACGGUCAAGCGGCGUCACUCCCAGCUCAACAGCCUGAUCAAACAGGCCAAGGCUGAGAUCAACAGAAACAACAUCCAUAACGUACUCAGUCUGUACAACAACAUCAACGACGCCAUCGACGGCUACAACACAAACAGCCAGGACACCCAAAUUGACUUCCAGUACUACAAGUUCAUAGCUGGCGAACUCCGUAAGGAAAACUUGGAGGAAAUGUUUGGGAAACUGGAAGCAGAGGUGAAAAAAUCAAACCAGGAAAAUCCUUAUGAGUAUGUAGAACCAGCUAGAACCUGUAGCCUAAAGCAGGACCAUGCAGAUACAGAAAUCCUGUGUCAGUUCAAAGCGUGCGAAAAAGGCAUCGCAAGCAUAUGUCCAUUCAAGGAAGAUCGGGCGUUUUUGCGAGACAAUACAGGAAAAGAUAUAAAACUCAUCAAAGAGUCAGGAAAAGUUUUACGAUCCCUCACAACAAACACCAAAAAGAGCGACGUCGCAAUCACGUCAGAAGGUGUAGUACUCAUCUCUUGUCCGGAGUUAUUCUGUGUUAAAACGUUCUCCUCUGAUGGAACAAUCCGCAAGCUUAUUCUGACUGAGGAUUUACAUCCAUACGGAAUAGGUGUUCAUUUUGACACAGACUCCAUCGUUGUGGCAUUGGUCGAUUCCUGGGAUUACAAUGUGAAUUCAGACAGCAAAAGAUUUCUCAGGAAAUAUUCCAAGGAAGGGGAGACAAUUCAGACCAUUGAAAGCGUCAACAAAACAUUGACAAACGGCAACAAACCCCUGAUUGUGUCCCCUUAUAAAGUUCGACUCAGUCAAUACACUGGGGACAUCGGUGUGGUGAACUGGACAGGACCAAACCAAGGAAAUGUUCUCGUGUUUGGUACUUACGGCACCCUGAAAUAUACCUACCCUCACAAAACCGAUGUAACCUUUGAACCUCAUGACAUCACAUUUGACUCACAGAAUCAGUCGGUUGUAGCUGACGCAGUCAGUCAACUCUUGCAUUUACUCAACGCUGAGGGAGACCUCUUGCGAACUAUUUAUCAGUGUGACAACACCCCUUGGUCCCUGGGGUACUUUGGGCGGGGCAAACUAUGGGUGGGCCAGAGUGAUGGGACAGUGAGUGCCAUUAGAUACAAGUUCAGUACAGACAAAAGAUAGCAGGAGUCAGUAAGGAAUUCAACGGAUCCAAUAUUUUCACCUUCAAUGAGAAUAUUUUAAAAGAAUCAAUAAAUGAAUGUUAUACUUAAAUGUUUAUUAAUUUUGUUUUUGGAUUUUUUUGGCUGGGGGGGAUGUUUUAAAUUUAAGCAGGUUAGUCUUUAACUAUUUUGCUGAUUGUGCUGAUCACAAACUAAAACAAACAAGAACAUUUAUGUUGCCAAUAUUUCAAAAGGAAUCAAUAAAUAACUGUUGUAUUUAUGUGUAUGAA
Messenger RNA from Magallana angulata, 2472 nucleotides. RefSeq lists its product as uncharacterized. Lineage: Eukaryota; Metazoa; Mollusca; Bivalvia; Ostreida; Ostreidae. The coding region runs from base 648 to 2204 and encodes 518 amino acids. The record is from RefSeq and is a predicted model, not a curated record. The transcript is spliced from 3 exons. Gene Ontology annotation, molecular function: zinc ion binding.